GCCACAAUCGCCCACACACAAAUACUCCCCCACCAACCUCCUCCUCCGCCGCCGCCGCCGCCGCCUCCCCUCUCGCCUCGCCGCGCUUAAACCCUCGCCGCCUUCCCGCUCCGAACGCCCCUCCCUUCGCCGCCGCCCCCGACCAUGGCGCACGCCCUCGGCUGCGGCGCCGCCACCGCCCCCGCCGGGGUGGGUCUCCUCCACCACCACGAGAAGGCUGGGGCGUUGUUCAGUGCCGCAGGCUCCAUCGUUCGGGUUCAGCAGCUCAGCGGGAAGGGGAGCAAAAGCCAAGCUAUAAGAUGUGCAAUGCCAAGUGCAAGUGAGCAUGGUGGAAUUUCAACCGCAACAGCUAGUAGUAGUGAUCAAAAGAAAGGUGGACUGCGUGGCAAACUGAAUAAAGUUGUUCUAGCUUACAGUGGUGGUUUGGAUACAUCAGUUAUUGUUCCAUGGCUCCGGGAGAACUAUGGUUGUGAAGUUGUCUGUUUCACUGCUGAUGUUGGCCAGGGUGACAUUGAAUUGGAAGGGCUAGAGAAGAAGGCAAAAGCUAGUGGUGCAAGCCAGCUUGUUGUGAAGGACUUGAAAGAAGAGUUCGUUAGUGAAUACAUUUACCCCUGCUUGCGUGCUGGUGCAGUUUAUGAAAGAAAGUAUCUGCUGGGGACUUCAAUGGCUAGGCCUGUUAUUGCCAAGGCAAUGGUUGAUGUUGCAAAGGAAGUUGGUGCAGAUGCAGUUGCUCAUGGAUGCACUGGAAAAGGCAAUGAUCAGGUUCGUUUUGAGCUUACAUUCUAUGCUUUAAACCCUGAGCUUAAAGUGGUGGCACCUUGGAGGGAGUGGGAUAUCACAGGACGUGAAGAUGCUAUUGAGUAUGCAAAGAAACACAAUGUGCCAAUUCCUGUUACAAAGAAAUCAAUAUACAGCCGUGAUCGAAAUUUGUGGCACCUUAGCCAUGAGGGUGACAUUUUGGAAGAUCCAGCAAAUGAGCCAAAGGAAGAUAUGUAUAUGAUGUCAGUUGCACCAGAAAAUGCACCUUCAAAACCUGAGUAUUUGGAGAUUGGUAUUAUUGCAGGUGUUCCUGUUUCCAUCAAUGGAAAAGAUCUCUCACCAGCAUCUCUCCUUGCCAAGCUCAAUGAAAUCGGUGGAAAGCAUGGUAUUGGGCGCAUUGAUAUGGUGGAAAACCGCCUCGUAGGCAUGAAGUCCCGUGGUGUAUACGAGACCCCCGGUGGCACCAUCAUGGCAGCUGCUGUCCGUGAGCUCGAGUCCUUGACUUUGGACAGGGAGACAAUGCAGUGGAAGGACAUGCUUGCCCUCAAGUACGCCGAGCUGGUCUACGCUGGCCGUUGGUUCGACCCGCUCCGACAAUCCAUUGAUGCGUUCAUGGAGAACAUUACCGCGACAACAACCGGCUCCGUGACUCUCAAGCUGUACAAGGGCUCCGUAAACGUCGCGUCCCGGAAGAGCCCAUACAGCCUGUACAGGGAAGACAUCUCCUCAUUUGAGAAUGGGGAGAUCUACAACCAGGCUGAUGCUGAAGGGUUCAUCAGGCUAUAUGGUCUCCCUACCAGAGUCCGGGCAAUGCUGGAGAAGGGCAUCUAAGCCCCUGUUUUCUGCUUAAAAUGUACUUCUGUGCUUUGGAGAAAAUGUAGCACCACCUCAUGCAGUGUUGCCUGCAGGUAGGCACUGAAUACUUUCCGAGUUGUAUUAGCGUUCGAAAGCUUAACUGCCAUCUCAAUUCGAUUACAACUUUCGUGAAGUGUUGCAUGAUCAUGUAAUGAAUAAUGGGGUUGUACCUGAUUUUGACUUGGUUGUCUAAAUUGCAAUAAGAUUGUCUCAUGUGGUGCCGUCGUUGUGUUA
Messenger RNA from Oryza sativa Japonica Group (Japanese rice), 1848 nucleotides. Its product is annotated as argininosuccinate synthase, chloroplastic. Gene Ontology annotation, molecular function: argininosuccinate synthase activity; ATP binding. The record is from RefSeq and is a predicted model, not a curated record. Gene Ontology annotation, cellular component: cytoplasm. Gene Ontology annotation, biological process: urea cycle; L-arginine biosynthetic process. NCBI's taxonomy places the organism in Eukaryota, Viridiplantae, Streptophyta, Magnoliopsida, Poales, Poaceae.